Rosa rugosa (rugosa rose) is the source of this 1452-nucleotide messenger RNA. RefSeq names its product glutamine synthetase cytosolic isozyme. The transcript has 11 exons. Gene Ontology annotation, molecular function: glutamine synthetase activity. Gene Ontology annotation, cellular component: cytoplasm. The record is from RefSeq and is a predicted model, not a curated record. Lineage: Eukaryota; Viridiplantae; Streptophyta; Magnoliopsida; Rosales; Rosaceae. The coding region runs from base 86 to 1156 and encodes 356 amino acids.
CUCCUCCUCUAUUUACGUCUCCCCUGUAAUCAGUGCGAGGUAGAGAGAGUUCUAGUCUUUGCUGUGUUCUGAGUAACACGUAACCAUGUCGCUGCUCUCAGAUCUCAUAAACCUUGACCUCUCAGACACCACUAAGAAGAUCAUCGCAGAGUACAUAUGGGUUGGCGGAUCUGGUAUGGAUCUCAGAAGCAAAGCAAGGACUCUGCCAGGACCUGUUACUGACCCCUCAAAACUCCCCAAAUGGAACUAUGAUGGAUCUAGCACAGGUCAAGCUCCAGGGGAAGACAGUGAAGUCAUCCUAUACCCUCAAGCCAUUUUCAAGGACCCAUUUAGGAAAGGCAACAAUAUCUUGGUUAUGUGUGAUGCUUAUACUCCGGCUGGAGAACCAAUUCCAACAAACAAGAGAUGUACUGCAGCAAAGAUAUUCAGCCAUCCUGAUGUUGUUGCUGAAGUGCCCUGGUAUGGUCUGGAACAGGAGUACACCUUGUUGCAGAAAGAUGUCAAUUGGCCAUUGGGAUGGCCAAUUGGUGGUUUUCCUGGUCCUCAGGGACCGUACUACUGUGCUGCCGGCGCUGACAAAGCAUUUGGGCGUGACAUUGUUGAUUCUCAUUACAAGGCCUGCUUGUAUGCAGGCAUCAACAUCAGUGGUAUCAACGGUGAAGUCAUGCCAGGCCAGUGGGAGUUUCAAGUUGGUCCUUCAGUUGGCAUCUCUGCGGGUGAUGAAUUAUGGGUUGCUCGUUAUAUUUUGGAGAGGAUCACAGAGAUUGCUGGGGUGGUUCUUUCGUUUGAUCCCAAGCCAAUCCCUGGUGAUUGGAACGGAGCUGGGGCUCACACAAAUUACAGUACCAAAUCCAUGAGACACGAAGGAGGCUAUGAAAUUAUCAAGAAAGCAAUUGAGAAGCUAGGACUAAGGCACAAAGAACACAUUGCUGCAUAUGGAGAAGGCAAUGAACGCCGUUUGACCGGAAAACAUGAAACAGCCGACAUUAACACCUUCAAAUGGGGUGUUGCGGACCGUGGUGCCUCCAUCCGCGUUGGUCGUGACACAGAAAAAGAAGGCAAGGGCUAUUUUGAGGACAGGAGGCCUGCUUCGAACAUGGAUCCAUAUGUGGUGACUUCUAUGAUUGCCGAGACCACUAUUCUGUGGAAGCCAUAAGAAGCUACCGGCGAGGCGGUUCACCCUGACAAUAUCAAACCUCUCUUGGAAUGGGGGAUGGGAAUGUGAUUUACCAAAUGAUUUGAGGAUCAUUCAAUCUGUUAGCUACUAGAGUAGUUUAAUUUCCCUUUUCACGUUUAUUUGUGUUGCUGGUUUUCCUUUGUAUUUAAGGUGCCAAGGUGAGGUUAUUGCGUCGAAGCUUCCUUGCUAUUGUGUUGAAUAAUUGUGUUAUAUGAAUAACAAAUUGUACUACUUUUCUCCCCCACAUUUGUAUAAUCUACUUGUUUUCUUCCCCA